UGGCGGAUAUCCUCCCUUCGGAGUUUGAUGUGAUCGUGAUAGGGACGGGCACUUACUGAUGGAAAAGUAUGCCUUUUCUGCUCUCAACACCUAGAAAAGUAAGGAGAGUAAAGUCAACCCAAUUCUUCAGAGAGAGCUGCAUCUGUUACCCAAGUUCCUUUGGUUUGCCUGAAUCCAUCUUUGCAGCUGCAUGUUCAAGGAGUGGCCAGAGGGUUCUGCAUGUUGAUUCAAGAAGCUACUAUGGAGGUAACUGGGCCAGUUUUAGCUUUUCAGGACUGUUAUCCUGGAUAAAGGAAUAUCAGGAAAACAGUGACAUUGUAAUUGAAAGUUCCACAUGGCAAGAGCAGAUCCUUGAAAAUGAAGAAGCCAUUGCUCUCAGUAAGAAGAACAAAACAAUUAAAAAUGUGGAAGUAUUUUGUUAUGCCAGUCAGAAUUUUCAGGAAGAUAUUGAAGAAACUGGUGCACUGCAGAAAAACCAUGCUUCUGUGACAUCUGCAAAUUUCUCAGAAGCUGCAGAUCCUAACUGCCUGCCUACAGAAGAUGAAUCAUUAAGCACUCUGAGCUGUGAGGUGCCUGCAGAACAAACAAGCAGUGAAACAGAGAUUGCCCUAGAAGUAAAUGAUGCUGAAGAGACAGGGGAGAAAGGAAGCUAUAGUGAUGAUAAAACUUCAGAAGAGGAAACAAGUGAAAAUGUGUCUACAGCAGAGGACACUACAGAGCAACCAAAGAAAAAUAGGAUUGCUUACUCUCAGAUUAUUAAAGAAGGCAGGAGAUUUAAUAUUGAUUUAGUAUCAAAAUUACUAUAUUCUCGGGGUUUGCUAAUUGAUCUUCUAAUCAAAUCUAAUGUUAGUCGAUAUGCAGAGUUUAAAAAUAUUACCAGGAUUCUUGCAUUUCGAGAAGGAAGAGUGGAACAGGUUCCUUGUUCCAGAGCAGAUGUCUUUAAUAACAAACAACUCACUGUGAUAGAAAAACGAAUGCUAAUGAAAUUUCUUACAUUUUGUAUGGAAUAUGAGAAACAUCCUGAUGAAUAUAAAGCCUAUGAGAAAAUAACAUUUUCUGAAUUUUUAAAAACUCAAAAACUAACACCCAACCUCCAGUAUUUUGUGCUGCAUUCAAUUGCAAUGACAUCAGAAACAACCAGCAGUACGAUAGAUGGUCUCAAAGCUACCAAAAACUUUCUUCACUGUCUUGGACGAUAUGGAAACACUCCUUUUUUGUUUCCUUUGUAUGGUCAAGGAGAACUCCCCCAGUGUUUUUGCAGGAUGUGUGCUGUGUUUGGGGGAAUCUAUUGUCUUCGCCAUUCUGUACAGUGCCUUGUAGUGGAGAAAGAAUCCAGAAAAUGUAAAGCAAUCAUAGAUCAGUUUGGUCAGAGAAUAAACUCUAAGCAUUUCCUUGUGGAGGACAGUUACUUUUCUGAGAACACGUGCUCACAUGUGCAAUACAGGCAAAUCUCCAGGGCAGUCCUAAUUACAGAUAGGUCUGUACUAAAACCAGAUUCAGAUCAACAGAUUUCCAUUUUGACAGUACCAUUAGAGGAGCCAAAAACUUUUGUAGUUCGGGUCAUUGAGUUAUGUUCUUCAACAAUGACAUGCAUGAAAGGCACCUAUUUAGUUCAUUUGACUUGCACAUCUUUUAAAACAGCAAAAGAAGAUUUAGAACCAGUUGUGCAGAAAUUGUUUAUUCCAUAUACCGAAAUGGAGAUAGAAAAUGAAGACAUUGAGAAGCCAAGAAUUCUAUGGGCUCUCUACUUCAAUAUGAGAGAUUCUUCAGAAGUCAGCAGGGACUGUUACAAUGAUUUACCACCCAAUAUUUAUGUCUGCUCUGGCCCAGACUGUGGUUUAGGAAAUGAUAAUGCAGUCAAACAGGCUGAAAAACUUUUCCAGCAAAUCUUCCCCAAUGAAGAUUUCUGUCCAGCCCCACCAAAUCCUGAGGAUAUUGUUCUUGAUGAAGACAGUUUACAACCAGAAGCUGCAGAAUCCAGUGCCAUGCCAGAGGCCAAUACAGAGACUCCCAAGGGAAGCACAAGCCUUGGAAACCCAGAGAAGCCCUCUGAAUAAUGGAUAUAUACCAAACUUCAUACCUUAUUUUGGAAAUCCUUACUGGCCUCAGAAUCUUAUUGAUACAGGGAGUGUUUGAAAAAUAUUAGAAAACAGCCAGUUUACAUGCAGAAUUAUAAGAAACAUCACAGAAAUCCAAAAGGAGACUUAAUAACCAAAUUCAGUCAAGUAGCUGGUUACAAGAUAAACACACAAAAAUCAGUAGCUUUCCUCUGCAUGACUGACAGACUCACUGAGAGAGAAAUAGGGCAAAUAAUUCCUUUCACAAUGGCAUCCAAAAAACUGAAAUACCUAGGAAUCAUCCUAACGAAAGAAA
Molecule: messenger RNA, 2373 nt
Organism: Heterocephalus glaber (naked mole-rat)
Lineage: Eukaryota; Metazoa; Chordata; Mammalia; Rodentia; Bathyergidae
Source: RefSeq, a predicted model, not a curated record